This is a messenger RNA of Microthlaspi erraticum, 774 nucleotides long. NCBI's taxonomy places the organism in Eukaryota, Viridiplantae, Streptophyta, Magnoliopsida, Brassicales, Brassicaceae. The record is from the annotation of a GenBank genome assembly.
AUGCAGAUUAUUGGAGACAAGCUUACAGGAGGUCUACAGAAUGGUGCACGUGGAGCCGUCGGCCGGGGAGCCUUUGAAGAUGGAUCAAGACCUAGGAACAAUAAUCUCACAGAUGAUAGAGGAGAUGUUAGAGGAGGUGAUAAUCCUAGUGGCAUUUCGAAUCUUAGCAUCACUACCUGUAACCUUUUUAGACCACAUGUGCAACUGAAGAUUCAGUUUCGGCAGACGCAGUUUUUUGCUGAAUCUCAGUGGAUUGUGGCUACAAGGCGGUCCGAAAGGCGCUUCCGCCGAACAGACUUAGCCAACAACACGUGCCUUUGGGAGCCGAAGCUCCUACUGAGGGUCGGCAAUCGGGCGGCGGGCGCAUGCAUCACUUCUAGCCCAGAUUCUGACUUAAAGGAUUGUGACUUAGAGACGUUCAAUCAUAAUUCAGCGCACGGUAGCUUUGCGUCACUGGCUUUUCAACCAAGCAUGAUACCAAUUGUGCGAAUUAACGGUUCCUCUCGUACUAGGUUGAAUUACUAUCGCGAUGCGGGCAUCACUAGGGUAAAACUAACCUGUCGUAGGUACGGCGAGGCACCAACACCUCCGGAGCAUAUGAAAAAGCUUGUUGACAUGCAGGUUCGAAAUAGACUAACGUCUAUUAGACACCUUGGCGAUGGUGCGAUACGAAGAGGGCAUGCAGAUGUGGUUUGCCAAUACAUAAAACUCUGUUUUCCUUCUUGUAACUUUUUGCUUUCAGAAACUCAGAAACAAAGUGGUUCUCAUGUAUAA